Pygocentrus nattereri (red-bellied piranha) is the source of this 458-nucleotide messenger RNA. Its product is annotated as C-C motif chemokine 4 homolog. The transcript has 3 exons. Bases 68 to 337 code for a protein of 89 amino acids. Gene Ontology annotation, cellular component: extracellular region. The record is from RefSeq and is a predicted model, not a curated record. Lineage: Eukaryota; Metazoa; Chordata; Actinopteri; Characiformes; Serrasalmidae. Gene Ontology annotation, molecular function: chemokine activity. Gene Ontology annotation, biological process: immune response.
CAGCAGCUCAAACCGGAGAUCCAGACGGAGAGAGGAGCAUUCAGAGCUUCAGGCGCCUGCAGAGAAGAUGGAGAUGAAGAUGAGCUGUGUGUGUUUGGUGCUGGGGCUGGUCCUGCUGAUGACCGUCUCCUCAGAUGCUCAGCCUCUUGCCGUUUCCCAGGGCCAUCCUGACUUGUGCUGUUUCAACUUCGCCACUAGUGACAUUCCAGAUACGGAAAUAACAGGCAUUGUGAAAACACAUCACAACUGCCCAAAGUCCGGCUACGUGUUUACAACACCGAACGGCAGAUUCUGCAAGAAGGACCUGCAGUCCAGCCACAGCAAACAGAGCAGCUAAAAGCUUUACACGCCCAUUUAAUCAUCACAGGAUUUUAUCGACCAGCGCUUUGCUUUAUCAGUAUUAUCAGUGAUCUGUUUAACUCUGUGGAAAUAAAAGUCUAGACACAAUAUUUUGCUUC